Messenger RNA from Ipomoea nil (Japanese morning glory), 1175 nucleotides. Its product is annotated as cinnamoyl-CoA reductase 1-like. The record is from RefSeq and is a predicted model, not a curated record. Bases 97 to 1080 code for a protein of 327 amino acids. The transcript is spliced from 5 exons. Gene Ontology annotation, molecular function: oxidoreductase activity, acting on the CH-OH group of donors, NAD or NADP as acceptor. Lineage: Eukaryota; Viridiplantae; Streptophyta; Magnoliopsida; Solanales; Convolvulaceae.
UACUAUAUAUAAUAUAUAUACUGCGCACCAUGCCCAUAUAUCUCCUUUCUCUUUCAACAACAUCAUCAUAUCCAUACACCCACCUGAAAAGAAACCAUGCCGUCGAUUUCCGGCCAAGUCGUCUGCGUCACCGGCGCCGGAGGCUUCAUCGCUUCCUGGCUCGUUAAACUUCUCCUCCAGAAAGGCUACACCGUCCGAGGAACCGUCAGAAACCCAGGUUACCUAAAGAAGCUUGAAGGAGCAAAUGAAAGGUUAACACUUUGGAAGGCGGACCUUCUUGAUUACAAGAGCAUGGGCGAAGCCAUCAACGGCUGCGAUGGAGUUUUCCACACCGCUUCGCCUGUAACGGAUGAUCCUGAACAAAUGGUGGAGCCGGCGGUGAUCGGAACCAAGAACGUGAUAGCGGCGGCGGCGGAAGCCGGAGUUCGCCGCGUGGUGUUCACUUCCUCCAUUGGUGCGGUCUACAUGGACCCCAACAGAGGCCCUGAUGAAAUUGUGGAUGAAACUUGUUGGAGUGAUCUUGAGUUUUGCAAGAACACUAAGAAUUGGUAUUGUUAUGGGAAGAUGGUGGCAGAGAAAAAAGCAUGGGAAGAAGCAAAGGAGAGAGGGGUUGAUUUAGUGGUGAUAAAUCCAGUUUUGGUGCUUGGGCCAUUGCUACAAACCACAGUCAAUGCUAGCAUUCUUCACAUCCUCAAGUACCUCACUGGCUCUGCUAAAACUUAUGCCAAUUCAGUUCAGGCCUAUGUGCACGUUAGGGAUGUUGCUCUAGCCCACAUUCUUUUAUUCGAGACCAUGUCAGCGUUCGGCCGAUACAUCUGCGCCGAGAAUGUUCUUCACCGUGGCGAAGUCGUCGAAAUUUUGGCCAAAUUCUUUCCCGAAUAUCCCAUCCCUACCAAGUGCUCAGACGAGACAAAAGCAAGGGCAAAACCAUACAAAUUCUCGAACCAAAAAUUGAAAGACUUAGGAUUAGAGUUUACACCAACAAAACAAGCUCUAUAUGAUACGGUGAAGAGUCUUCAAGAGAAAGGUCAUAUUCCACUUCCUACCCAAAAAGAUGGAUCAGUUCGACUCCAAUCUUAGCUCUGCUCUUUAAUUACUUCAUACCUAUCAAUUUAUGUUGAAUUUCGAAAUUUGAUACAACUUGCAUGAUCAUGCCUAAGUUAUUUGAAACGUGA